Molecule: messenger RNA, 890 nt
Organism: Fusarium oxysporum Fo47
Lineage: Eukaryota; Fungi; Ascomycota; Sordariomycetes; Hypocreales; Nectriaceae
Exons: 2
Coding region: 126-890 (254 amino acids)
Source: RefSeq, a predicted model, not a curated record
CAAGCUUCUCAUAAUUCUUUCUUUAUUGUUGGUCGACUAACUCUUGGUUAUAGCUGCAUCGUGCGACCGGACAACACCCGACAGUCCGCGCAGGGUCACAACUCCUUCGGCAACCCAGCAUCACCAUGGCUUCCAACAACAGGGAUCCCUUUCUUGGGUCUGCCGGAGUCGGUGUCUCUCCCUUCGAGCGGCAUGCCAGGCGUAUCGGCAAUAUGAUCGUAGAUUUGAUGGACUAUAGCGGCCGAAUCGGAGAAGACAGAGCCCAUGCGCGUUCCGGUCCCAUCAUCGCUGAACUCGAAGCCCGUCUCAAUGCCUCGGAGGCUGGUGCUGCUCGCGCUAGGGCUGACGUUGCUCAGGCUAAGUCCGAUGCUGAUGUUCGUAUCGCUCAAUACACCUCUGACCUCGAAACUCGCAAUGCGCAAAUGGUUGAGACGGUUGCAGAGACCGUUGAAAGUCUGAAGAUAGAUGCGGCCGCUCGAGUCGCCGCGGCUGAAUCCCAUGCUCAAGACUCCAUUGAUGAUGCCAGAGACCGAGCUGAGUCUCAGAUCCGCGAAUUGUCUCAGGACAGAGAUCGUCACGCUGACAUGGUUGGCCUCGGCCGCAAGCAUGCCGCGUGGGCACAGCACAAACUGCGACUUCUCCUGGAAGAAAUGCAAGGCAAUAUGGGCUAUCACCACCAACACCCUCUAGUGACUUUUUUAUACGAGAUUUGCGAGGAUUUCGGAUGGUUCAGAAAUGAAUGCGACAAUUUUCUCGGCACCUGCUUCCUGUACGAUGAUGAGGUACCUGACUUGGGCCUUGUGCCCGACGAAGAAGGCGGUACUUUGUUCAACAGGCCCUCUUCUGAAGGCCAGGCUGGACACAGCGACAAGCGUCAGCGAACAGAGUAG